UAUGUGUUUCACCCCCGGUUCACAUAUAUGCGGCCGUGCGAGCCACGUUUUGCACGGGCACGAGAGCCCAUUCAUUUGAAUGGACUCCCGUGCCCCGUGACAUGCAGGGAAGAAGUCCCUGCACUUCUGAAAAUGCAGCCCACACAUGAACCUCGGUUCCCAGUACGGAUGCAUUUUCCAGUGCGGGCGGUGUGCCAUUAGAACUAAUGGCAUCCACCCGCCGGUCCACACUCCUCUGUGCGGCUGCACGGAUUUUUGUGCGGAUCCGCAGCCGCACCACCCGCACAUAUGUGAACCUAG
Molecule: messenger RNA, 300 nt
Organism: Staurois parvus
Lineage: Eukaryota; Metazoa; Chordata; Amphibia; Anura; Ranidae
Source: the annotation of a GenBank genome assembly